AUGGAUGCACAGAGGGCUUUGCUUGAUGAACUCAUGGGCGCAGCACGGAAUUUGACCGAAGAAGAGAAAAAAGGAUACCGGGAAAUCAGAUGGGAUGAUAAGGAAGUUUGCAGGUUUUAUGUGGUUCGAUUCUGCCCCCAUGAUUUGUUCGUCAACACUCGGAGUGAUCUAGGGGUGUGUCCAAAAGUUCAUGAUCUGAAGUUGAAGGAAAGUUUUGAGAAGUCCCCCAGACAUGAUUCACAUGUUCCAAAGUUUGAAGCAGAACUGGCUCACUACUGCGAGAAGUUGGUUGGAGAUUUAGAUAGAAAAGUUAGACGUGGCCGGGAACGUCUUGCUCAAGAGGUUGAAGCUCCCUCUCCCCCUCCAAUCUCAGCUGAAAAAUCUGAGCAGCUUUCUGUGCUUGAAGAUGAGAUAAAAAACCUGCUGGAACAAGUCGAGUCCCUUGGUGAAGCGGGGAAGGUUGAUGAAGCUGAGGCACUCAUGAGAAAGGUGGAAAUGCUUAAUGCUGAGAAGAUAGCCUUGACUCAGCAACCACAGCAGGAUAAAAUGUUGAUGAUGGCCCAAGAGAAAAAAAUGGCUUUAUGUGAAAUUUGUGGUUCCUUCCUAAUAGAAAAUGAUGCUGCGGAGAGAACUCAGUCUCAUGCUACUGGCAAGCAGCAUGUGGGUUAUGGAACGAUACGGGACUUUCUAACAGAAUACAAGGCAGCUAAGGAGAAAGCAAGGGAAGAAGAAAGAUUGUCUAGGGAGAGAGAAGCUGAAGAGCAAAGGAAGCCAAGGGAAAGAGAAUAUGGAAACAGGCGUAGAAAUAUCGAGUCAGUUGAUAGGGACAGGUACUGCGAUCGAGAUUAUGACAGGGAGAGGGAGGAAUAUCGAGAACGAAAUCGUGAUCAUGAAAGGUCUCCUCUGAAUUCUAAAGAGCUCUAUUGGGACUAUACCAUCUCCUAUCCUCAAUAUAAUGUAUGCUCCCGAGCAAAAUGGGUAUCUAUUCUCUUAGGUAGAUUCCCUAUUGAACAUUCUGGUGUGGCUCGGGGAAGUGAUUAUGAGGGUUGCUUAGAUUGCUGGGGGCACUUUGGGGACAUUUGCAAAUGUGGAAAUGGCGACAGUAGUGAGACUGGAAAUUUGAGUACGAUGUUCUCUUGA
This is a messenger RNA of Fraxinus pennsylvanica, 1140 nucleotides long. NCBI's taxonomy places the organism in Eukaryota, Viridiplantae, Streptophyta, Magnoliopsida, Lamiales, Oleaceae. The record is from the annotation of a GenBank genome assembly.